CUCUAAGGCUUUUCAGGGAAGAACCGGGAGAGCCUUCCUCUUCUCCCACGCAAUGAACAUCGUCUUAGGCGCUAAAGAAGACCGGAAUCUUCUAACAGGUCUCCACACCGUGGCUGACAUAUCUUGUGCUGACUGCAACGAACCGUUGGGUUGGAAGUACGAGAGAGCCUACGAGGCCUCGCAAAAGUACAAGGAAGGCAAGUUCAUUUUCGAAAAAGCUAAGAUUGUCAAGGAGGAGGAUUGGUAGUGAAAGAAUUCAUUAUUGGAUUUGACUCAAAAACUGUACAUAGAUAAAUCAUCAUCAUCCAUUUUUCAGUUCAUUGUGUCUCUGCUUGUUGUUAAUCAUGUCAGUCUCUUGUGUUUAAAUAAAUGAAUAUCUGACAUGUUAAUAUUAAAUCAUAUGCUCUAUAUACGGUCUACGUAGGGUGGUAAUUUGUAAAUAGUAAACACUAUGCUUCUUCCAGAUGUCAUUAAGGUUAUUUUAUUUUAAUUUAAUGAAGCCUAGAUUUUGACGGAAAGUACACUUCUUGUCAUUACUCACUGUGUAUAACAACGUCGUACAUCUACUAACUCUCUCUCGAAGAAGAAGAAGAUGAGUGACGAAGAAGCUUCCUCUAAGAAGAAGGAGAGUUUGGGAUGGAUGAAGUGAAUGAGAGGAUGGAGCAGCGUUUUCGGGGAGAUUCUCUUCCAGAGGAUCACCGCCUCUCAUUUGCUCAACCCUCUCCCUCUCCCUCCCCUCAACGACGUCACUUGCGUUGUCACUGGCUCCACCAGCGACAUUGGCCGUGAAACCGCUAGGCAGCUUGCGGAGGCUGGUGCACAUGUUGUGAUGGCCGUGAGAAACACGAAGGCAGCUCAGGAGCUGAUACAUCAAUGGCAGAACGAGUGGUCUGGCAAAGGUCUCCCUCUUAAUAUCGAGGCAAUGGAACUUGAUCUUAUUUCACUGGAUUCGGUUGCGAGAUUCGCUGAUGCUUGGAACGCUCGUUUGGGACCUUUGCAUGUUCUGAUUAACAAUGCUGGCAUAUUUGCUAUGGGAGAGGAGCAAAAGUCCUCAGAGGAUGGAUACGAGCAGCACAUGCAAGUAAACCAUUUAGCUCCAGCUCUUCUUUCAGUGCUCCUUUUACCGUCUCUAAUCCGAGGUUCUCCUAGCCGAAUCAUCAAUGUGAAUUCCGUGAUGCAUAGUGUUGGUUUUGUUGAUCCGGAUGACAUGAAUGUUGUUUCUGGUCGCCGCAAGUACUCGAGCGUUAUAGGAUACUCGAGCAGCAAGCUAGCCCAGAUUAUGUUUAGUAGCAUUCUUUUCAAAAAGCUGCCUCUGGAAACAGGAGUUAGCGUCAUAUGUCUAUCCCCUGGUGUUGUCCUAACAAAUGUUGCGAGGGAUCUACCCAGGAUUCUUCAAGCUCUUUAUGCCGUGAUACCUUAUUUCAUAUUUUCACCUCAAGAAGGUUGUAGAAGUUCUCUCUUCUCAGCCACAGACCCUCAGAUUCCAGAGUACUGGGAGACACUAAAAAGCGAUGAUUGGCCUGUUUGCCCAUUCAUCUCCCAAGAUUGCCGACCUACAAAUCCUUCCGAAGAAGCACACAACACAGAAACUGCACAUAGAGUGUGGGAAAAGACACUAGAGCUGGUGGGCCUUCCUCUCGAUGCAGUUGAGAAGCUCAUAGAAGGGAAAAUAUCCAAUGCCGAUAUGGAUCUCAGCAAUAAUAGUCGUCCAAAAAAAACAACAAAAAGGUCCACAUGUUCCCCUUACAGAUCAAAGGUUUUGUUGCUGAAUUUUUUAAUCUACUGUACACUGGGGACUGAAUCCCCCAGGCAUAUCACAUGUGAUUUGCUCAGGAAAAGGACAAGAAUGGGUGUGAGAAUGAAUGUUUGAUUGUUGGUUAAAAAGCACGCUUUAGCUGCCAUUCCAUGGCUUA
Brassica rapa (field mustard) is the source of this 1913-nucleotide messenger RNA. Its product is annotated as dehydrogenase/reductase SDR family member FEY-like. Lineage: Eukaryota; Viridiplantae; Streptophyta; Magnoliopsida; Brassicales; Brassicaceae. The record is from RefSeq and is a predicted model, not a curated record.